CCAACUAUGAGCUAACUAACUGGCAUUUAAAACAAUUUAAAUAACGAUGCAGGCACAAGACUUAGCAUUGUUUUCUGCAGUGUAAGUUCCUAAGAUGAGACUGCAAAUACUGAAAUCCAAAUUUGGGUUGUCCUGUUGUAACGGUAGCUAAUUUAGAUAACAGUAACACAGACGCGUCGGUGUCAACAACAUCAGGAACAUUUUAAAAAUUACUUUAUCCGUCACAUUAGCUCAUAAUUUACAAGUCCUAACUUCUAAUUUAAAUUCAGCUCAUGGGUAUAUCUAUAACUUACUGGGUAAAAUAUGGUAGCGUUACCCAGUUAUAAUAACCGUCAGCAGUUUUCAUUGGAACAACUUUCAGACAAAGAAAUAAUCCGCAUAAAAACCGUACGACCCCUACAGCUUGUUCUGAAAUUGGGCCACUUUUUUCAUGUAAGAUAUUUUGCUGUUUGCCAUCAUUUCUCCAAUGCUGCUAUCUAUGAGCAUGAGCACCACAAACAAAAUCCCAUUCAUCUCAAUUUACCUCAAUUGACAAAUGGCAUGGCCACUCUUUAGGUAAGUGAGGAAAUGGGUUUAAUAAUUUAGGCGAACCAGAGUCCUGUGAACCCAGACUGUAAUUUUAUAGUGCGGCCCCAAGAUGGCGUCAUUUGCUUUCAUACUAAAUAUAUCCGGGCCGGGGACUCCAGAGUUUACGCACACGUUUGCAGUGUUUGCUCAAUGAUUUUGUCCAUGUGCUCCUACAGUACAGUUUCUGCUGACACUUUGUAAAAUGUAACCUUUUUAUUGACUAACCGUGGUCCGGGGACGUAUAUAUAUAUAUGUCACAGGUGGCCUCGUGGAAAGGAGGACCUUAAGAGCUAACAUUGGUAACGUUAAGAAUUAAGUUUCCAUCUUGAAAUUAAUCAAUUAGUGGUUGAGUUAUACCUUUCUUCAUAAUCUUUAUAUUUUAGUUUAGGCUAACGAUUUAAGUAACGUUCUUUGCAGUCCACCCACAUUCAGUUAAACUCCCAAAUACCCAGUCUGUUGUGUAAUUUGUCAUUUCAACCUGUGGGGCAAACUCGCAGGCUGUCAAAAGACGGUGGGUGGUCGUUUAAGUAGUUGAACUAUGUUUUUGGCACGAGAAAGUCUGGAUCCUCUGGAUUAAACAGAAGCCACUUUAGCUGCUCAGGGAUGUGUCCGACUUUAGAGCACCGCCCUCAAACACUGGACACAGCUGCACAGAGAAACUGCUGCCCGUCAGGCUGACUGAGGACCCACACGCUUUACACGACAGUCCACAGGACCUGUGUUUGACCGAAGACCUUGAAAGGAAGAAUAGUUUGGAUUAGAUUGAGAUAUGAGACUGGGCAUGACGGUGCUGGCCAAGCUGAGGGUGUAGCCACAUCUGGCAAAGAGUGCUGAAGUAAGCAGGAGCCUCAGCACACCAAACCAUCUGCUGUAGCGGGGGAAGAUGGGCGAGACAGAGGAGGAGAGGGAUAAUGUGGGGAAGCUGUUUGAGAACUUUGUCCAGGCCUCGACCUGUAAGGAAACCCUUCAGGCCUUCAACGUCCUCUGCAGACAACUGGACCUCGACCCGGCAGACCACAGCACCUUUUACAGCAGCCUGAAGGCAAAGGUCACCACCUGGAAGGCCAAAGCACUAUGGACAAAGCUAGACAAGAGAAUGUCCCAUAAGGAGUACAAGAAAGGCCAGGCAUGCGUGGGCACCAAGUGCCUCAUCCUCGGAGGGGGCCCCUGUGGACUGCGGACAGCCAUUGAGCUCGCUUUGAUGGGUGCCAAAGCGGUGGUGAUCGAGAAGAGGGACUCCUUCUCUAGGAACAACGUGCUGCACCUUUGGCCCUACACCAUUCAUGACCUGCGGGGCCUCGGGGCCAAAAAGUUUUACGGCAAAUUCUGCGCCGGGGCCAUAGACCACAUAAGCAUUCAGCAGCUGCAGCUGAUCCUACUGAAGAUCGCCCUGAUUGUUGCAGUGGAGUUCCACAUCAAUGUGGAGUUUGUCAAGCUGUUGGAACCUCCAGAGGAUCAGGAAAAUGAAGGGCUUGGGUGGAGGGCUGCAAUCCGACCUGCUGAUCACCCUGUGGCUAACUUCGAGUUUGAUGUCAUAGUGGGGGCUGAUGGACGCAGGAAUACUCUGGAAGGUUUCAAAAGGAAGGAAUUCAGGGGAAAGCUGGCGAUCGCCAUCACGGCCAACUUCAUCAACAGAAACACAACUGCAGAGGCCAAAGUAGAAGAGAUCAGCGGCGUGGCCUUCAUCUUCAACCAGAAGUUCUUUCUCGACCUCAAAGAGGAGACAGGCAUUGAUCUGGAGAACAUUGUGUACUACAGGGACAACACGCAUUACUUUGUCAUGACUGCCAAGAAACAGAGCCUGCUGGACAAGGGAGUCGUCAUUAAUGAUUACAUAGAAACCCAGUUGCUGUUGAGCAGUGAAAAUGUCAACCAGGAAGCUCUUCUGUGCUACGCCCGUGAGGCUGCUGACUUUGGCACCAACUAUCAACUUCCCACGCUAGAUUUUGCCAUGAACCACUGCGGGCAACCAGAUGUAGCAAUGUUUGACUUCACAAGCAUGCACGCCUCCGAGAAUGCUGCUCUGGUCAGGGAGCGAUUUGGACACCAGCUACUGGUAGCACUGGUUGGUGACAGUCUGCUAGAGCCCUUCUGGCCCAUGGGGACAGGUUGUGCUAGAGGCUUCUUGGCUGCUUUUGACACGGCCUGGAUGGUGAAGAGCUGGGCUCAGGGUCGGACGGUUCUGGAAGUGCUCGCAGAGAGAGAGAGUAUUUACAGGCUACUUCCACAGACUACACCUGAAAACAUUGCCAAAAACUUUGAACAAUACACCAUAGACCCUGGGACUCGAUACCCCAACCUCAACAGUUCCUGUGUGAGGCCACACCAGGUGCGUCACUUGUACAUCACUGGCGAGCUGAAUUCCUGCUCUCUGGAGCGUGCUGCUACCAUACGUCGGCCUGUCAAUCUCUGGAGACGAGAGUCAGAGAUCAGACCGGCAAGGCUUCUUACCUGGUGCCAGAAACAGACAGACGGCUACAGGAAUGUGAUGAUCACAGACUUGACGUCUUCUUGGAAAAGUGGCAUCGCCCUCUGUGCCCUCAUCCACAGGUUCAAACCCCAGCUGAUAGAUUUUGACUCAUUAAAUGAAGAAGACCAUGCUGCAAACCUCCAGCUGGCUUUUGACGUCAGCGAGCGAGAAUUUGGGAUCCGAUCGUUCACAUCUGUGAAGGAGCUGAGUGCCGAUCAGGAGCUGGAUAAGACCAGGAUGAUCACCUACCUGUCCAAGUUCUAUGAGCUCUUCCGUGGCACACCUCUACCUGCCUCAGGUUCCAAAGGAGUGGAUGAAAACAAUGAAGAUUAUCCACCCAAGGAAGUCAGAAGCAAUAAUAAUGUGCUCAAUCAUGCACUGCCCAGGAAACGGAUACCAAAGGAUGAAAAGAAGUCAGACGGUACAGAUUCCAUUUACAAAAGGAGGCGGAAAUUCUGCAGUUAUUUGGAGGAGGCCACCAACCUGUCUAGUAAUGGCCCAUCAGUGCCAGAGGGCAAAGAGCCAAAGGAAAACAAAGUGCGCUCAAUGGCUACUCAGUUGCUGGCAAAGUUUGAAAGCACACCCAGCUACACCGUACGGAAAACACAGUCAGACUACGAGAAGUCUUCCCCGCUGCUAACUCUUGACCUGAUUGAGAGUCUGCACAAUAAACUCAGGCCUCCAGUCCCACCUAAACCUGCUCCUGAGACACAGUUUGAAGUCUGUAUCAGAAAAUCAGCACAACAUUUAGUCCGCCUUCCUCCAAAGACUCUGCCCAAACCACAGCUCCAGCCUCAGUCCCAGCAUCCAUUUUCUGUAGUGAAGCUCAGACAUGUUAAUCAAACGCAUGCUGAGACGAAGCCCCAGCCUCAGCCUGAGAGUGCAGACCCCCCUGCUUCUUCUCCCUCCUGCCACUCAGCAAUCCAUUUCAUGUCAAGAGUCCUCCAGCGCCUCAGGGAGGUGGAUGAACAUGUCUCUGAGAAAAAAGCUCAGACACAACAGGCUAGAGAGUUUCACACAAAGAGUAUAAAGGAAAAAGCUGUUCACCUUAGUGGGUUGUUCUUGGGAGAUAGAUCUGCUGUACUCAAGGGUGGCUCGGUACCAAGGGCGUUCCCCCUGUCGGGUGACAAGUGCCACUCGUGCAAGAGGCGAGUUUAUAUGGUGGAAAGGGUCUGUGCCGAGGGGCUCUACUUCCACAGGGAGUGUUUUCGCUGUUCUACCUGCAGCUCUGCCCUGCGACAGGGAGCACACGCCUUCGACUCUGAACAGGGGAUAUUGUACUGCAAACUUCAUUUUGAUCAACGCAACAAUGGGACAAACCUACGGAGGAAUUUUUCUCAGCGCUCGAAUCGUUAUGGCACUAGAGUUCAGGAGCGAUGCGCUGAUUAUGACGGACAGAGCUCCGAGUCCAGCAGCACGGCAGACCUGCAGAGUCAAUCCUCAGCAGGUACCUUCAGCUCGUUCAUAAGGAAACGCCUGAGCUGGCCCCUGAGUGUGAUUCGCACUGUGUGUAACACCCCCUGGUAUCUGUCCCGCCGUGUGCAUGGUACAGCACAGGCCUUUGCCGGCCACCUGAGGGACAAUGCCCAGGACUAUGCAUUCCUGUAUGAGCUACUGAGCAUGAGCUUGCCCUUGCUGCUUGUUUUACAAGAGGUACUGCUGCAGAUGUACACAGAGGCGGUGUCUGAUGGCCCCAGCUCUAUACAGCCUCUACUGCUGUGGCUGCAGGAGCAUAUAGGUCAGAUGGUCAUGUAGAUGCUCUGCUGCUGUUAAUAUCUGACCCUGAACAUGACUGCCAUUAAAUCUGUGGCUGACGUGCGCAUUAGCUGGAGUGUUCUCGUCUUAGUGUUCUAGUAGCACAAGCACCUUUUUAAAGUUUACUUGCCUUUUAUGAUGAUACUGUAGGUAGAUUUGCUCUCAGUGUGUUGGAUGCACUUGUGCAUCAGCCAAAGAAGAGACACUGUAGGUUGCUCUUCCAACUUUUCGCAGCUUAGUACAGCACAUUGUCAGAUAAGAAAAGCUGCACCAAAUAAAUUUUGCAGUGGGAUUGAUGUGGAAACUGUACUGUACUUGUAGGGUUAAAAUACGUUAAACAAAUAGAUUUAAGGUAGUUAAAAUGCAAAAAAUAAAACAGGCCACAGUCAGUGCAUUAAAGACUUGUGACUGCUGAAAUGUCCAAUCAUCAUUGCUGUAAAAUUCAACUUUUUACAAACUGUCUUGGAAAAUGGAUCCUGCAGUUAAAAUUGCUUAACUCAGGUUAUGACUGACAAACUUGCACUUUAUGUUUGAGAACUGCCUAUAGAUCUAUAUCUAUAUCUAUAUAGAUAUAUAUCUA
Messenger RNA from Micropterus dolomieu (smallmouth bass), 5372 nucleotides. RefSeq names its product microtubule associated monooxygenase, calponin and LIM domain containing 2a (gene mical2a). The record is from RefSeq and is a predicted model, not a curated record. Bases 1451 to 4792 code for a protein of 1113 amino acids. Lineage: Eukaryota; Metazoa; Chordata; Actinopteri; Centrarchiformes; Centrarchidae. The transcript has 22 exons. Gene Ontology annotation, molecular function: FAD binding; protein binding.